AUGCUUGCGUCGACAGUUGCUCCUUUUCCGUUGAAUAACAAUCGUACAUUAUUUCGAUUCUACCAUUCAGAACACUCAGAUCGCCGCAUUGGUCCAGGCAAUCCAGCGUACGUUAAUCGGUAUACAUUUCGUUUGAAAGGAUUCAUUCUUGGUUGUUUAAUCAUUUUCUUUGCUGCUGCUCUUUUUUCAAUUGAACUUGGUCGCGUUUAUACCGGUUCGAUUAAUCGUGGACAGAAUGAUUCCAAUACUUCGUUUCAAUAUUUGAUCAAUCCCGAUCUCAUCAUUGGCUUUAAUGCACGUCUCACAAACAAUCGAUUGGAAAAUCGAUGGGUAUGGCCAUGGUCAACAGCUACAUUACUAUUUAGUUUGAUUCUGUUCACAACCGGUGCAUUGGGUAUAUACAGUGGUGUUCGACAGAGCUAUUCGACUAUUUUGAUUUUCUUUAUCGGCUUGAUCUUAUCGAUAUGUUUAAUGGUAUUUUUAAUCAUUACUUAUGCAACGAUAUUAGCUGGUUGGAAAGAACUUUACGGAACAAGUCAAGACACGAUUUCGUGUGUAUUAACUCUUCUUUUGUUCAUAAGUCUGAUUAUAUCUGGUACAAAGAUUCGAGUGUGUACCGAAAAGUAUUAUCCUACACCCAUUCGCGGCUAUCAACGUUUACCGACUAUGCUUACUCCCCAGCCUCGUCGUGCACGACCACGGCAUGGAUCACCAGCAUCUCGUCGAGCACCACACGGAUCACCAGCAUCUCGCCGAGCACCAUCAGCGGCUCGUUGA
Molecule: messenger RNA, 777 nt
Organism: Adineta ricciae
Lineage: Eukaryota; Metazoa; Rotifera; Eurotatoria; Adinetida; Adinetidae
Source: the annotation of a GenBank genome assembly